GGGCCUAGAAGCUUAUGGAAGCUUCCCAUAGAUCGUCGCCUCUUCCUCCUCGCCUGACCGACCUGUUCCAACACUUUGGUCUGGACAAGAUCCGCGCGAUCAUGAACAGUUCUGAUGGUAAGACGUUCGAGCAAAAGAUCGACAAGUUACGAGAGGAAAUGAGUGCUUUCGAACGUGCUCGUGAUGUAUUCUACAUCGUCGAGGGCGAGGAUGGCGACGAGGACGACGAAGACGACGAGGACGACGACGUGGAUGUGGACGAGUCGGAUAGAAAGCUCUUAGAUGAUGAAAAGAAACCCGAUAUCACGAAACGACCACACACUCCUAUUGGAGAUGAGGUGGAAUGCAAGAAGCCAAAGAUAGCAGAAGGCUCAAGGUGCCAAGGAGAAGAACCUGAGGCUGGAGGGAUAAAGAAUUCCUCAUGGGUCUGAUGACAGGGGAAUGCAGUAAACACCAGAAGCAUCAAAACUAUGAUCUGGAACAGUAUCCUGAAUAAACUAUUUUCUGGAUUAUGAAUGAAUUCUGAAGCAUGGGGCUAUAAGUGAAUUAUGUAACAUGGAUUUGUAACUAUGGUGGAUGUUAAGUUAACGUUCUAUCAGUGCAUCGUGAAUGCGUGCUGAAUAUGCUUCUGUUAUGGUUUCG
Messenger RNA from Triticum urartu, 642 nucleotides. The record is from RefSeq and is a predicted model, not a curated record. Lineage: Eukaryota; Viridiplantae; Streptophyta; Magnoliopsida; Poales; Poaceae.